AUGACAUCUUUCAAAACUUUGGCUAUUCUCGCUAUUUUGGUGGCUGUUUCUUUGGCGCAAUUUGGUGGACAAGGUGGAUCUGAUUCAAACUCACAAGGAUCACAAUCUGGAUUCUCAGUGAACUCAACGUCCGGUGGUUUUGGUGGAAAUGGAAAUCAAGGUGGAUUUGGUGGAUCUUCGAACAACAGCUCACUGCGAUCUCACGCAAAUUCCACCACAAGAUCAGAAUAUAGAUAUAUUCUACAACAAAAUCGUUGGUAUGUUAAGAUCGAUUCAAGAAAAAUCGCUGGUUCCACAACCAAAUCACUCACAAAACAGAAUAAGUGAAUCCACUCGCCAACUGCUGACACUUCGACGAGAAACGAGUCGAUCUGAUCCAUUAUUCCACACCAUCUCGGAAUUGUGCCGCGAGGAACUUGCCAGAGAUCACCAAGAAUUUGCCAAAACUCGCCUCGUGAACGCAGCAAUGGCAAGAAAAAGUCUGAAAAGAGUCGCCAGAAACCUCGUCGAAUAUCAAGCCACAAUUCCAUGCUUGAAAUCUUCUCCAACCGGAACUCGGAUCACUGGAAGAGGAGAAAUCGAAAAAGAAAUACAUCAGUUUUACUCAAAGCUUUUCAAAAGCUCAGAUGUUCCACAAAAUCCCAGUAACAGAAGAUUGAGAAGAACUGAAAAUCCACCACCGUUUCUACCGAGUGAAAUUCGAGCAGCUCUGAGAUCAUUCCCAAACGGAAAAGCCGCUGGCGAAGACAAAAUCACCGCCGAUUUUCUCAAAAAAUGCACGGAUAAGAUAAUCUUGAUCAUCACACACUGCUUCAACCUGAUGAUGGAGAAAGAGGAGAUACCCAAGGCAUGGAAAACAUCGAAAACCAUCUUGAUCUUCAAAAAAGGUGAUCGCGAAAACCUCGAAAACUAUCGCCCUAUCACAAUCCUCCCAGUUCUCUACAAACUCUUCACAAAGUGCAUUCUGCAGAGAAUCCGCCGACCACUUGAGGAAUCCCAACCUGUUGAGCAAGCUGGAUUUCGAAGAUCGUUCUCAACAAUGGACCACAUAUCCACAAUUCAAAGAAUUCUAGAAGCCAGUCGAGAACACCAAAUCCCACUUGUCCUGAUCUUUGUCGACUACCACAAAGCAUUCGACAGCGUAGAACCAGCUGCAGUAUGGAAUUCGCUGAAAGAUCAAGGAGUCGAUCAACAUUACAUCAAGAUCCUCCAAAAAUGCUACGAGGAGUGUUCCACCAACAUCACGCCAUUUUUCAAAAAAGUCGAAAUCCCAAUCUCAAAAGGAGUUCGCCAAGGGGACCCAAUCUCUCCGAAUCUAUUCUCCGCGAGUAUUGAAGGAGUUUUCCGCUCCACAAAUUGGUCAGAUUGUGGAAUAAGCAUAGAUGGUAGAAAGUUAAACCACCUUCGAUUCGCUGAUGAUGUCGUUCUGAUCUCACACACCCCACAUCAAGCUUCGAGAAUGUUGAAAGAAUUGGUGCAGGAAAGCGCAAAAGUUGGCCUAAAAAUCAAUGAAGCCAAAACAAAAUCAAUGAGAAACCGAUUUGCGCUCACCCGCCCAAUUGAAAUCGGAAACAAAACCAUUGAAAAUGUCGAUGAAUAUAUUUAUCUUGGCCGACAAUUAAAUCCUCAAAACGAACUCCUGCCGGAAAUCCACCGAAGAAGAAGAGCUGGCUGGGCUGCUUUCAAAUCCAUCGAAAAAGCAACCGACGCCAUCACUUGCCAAAAAACCAAAGCAAACUUAUUCGAUCAAACGGUUCUACCCGCCCUUUGCUAUGGUUCAGAGGCAUGGACCCUCACAAAAAAGAAUUCAGAAGCUCUUCGAGUCUCCCACGCGGCAUUGGAAAGAAGAUUAGUUGGCAUAACACUCAGCGAACAACGCGAAAGAAAUCUCCACCGCGAAGACAUCCGGAAGCUAUCGCAAGUCAAGGAUCCACUUCGACACAUCCGCCAACAAAAAACCCGCUGGGCCGGACACAUGGCAAGGAGAAACGACAACCGUUGGUCAACGGCAACAUUGGAUUGGUAUCCACGAGAGUGGAAAAGACCAGUUGGACGCCCACCAUUGAGAUGGUCAGAUGAAUUAAGGAAAAACCACUGUAUAUAUGACAACAACAACAAAUUGGUCGAAUAUUGGACAACUCGUGCCAAAGACCGUGAUAAAUGGAGAACUGUGGUCCGCGCAAUAUGCUGA
Molecule: messenger RNA, 2191 nt
Organism: Caenorhabditis angaria
Lineage: Eukaryota; Metazoa; Nematoda; Chromadorea; Rhabditida; Rhabditidae
Source: the annotation of a GenBank genome assembly